This is a messenger RNA of Vitrella brassicaformis, 2817 nucleotides long. NCBI's taxonomy places the organism in Eukaryota, Vitrellaceae. The record is from the annotation of a GenBank genome assembly.
GCCUAACGUCUUCCAUUCCCAUUGCGCAAUGGACCGUGUGAGUGUGCCUGGCGGUAUGUCGGCGGGUGCCUCAUCUUCGUCGGCAUCCGCGUCGGUGCCGUCCGGACAGACGGCGAUGAAGCAGUGGGAGUUGAACAACAGCGUCAAGGAGGACGACUCGGUCUACAAAUACGAUGCGGUCGAGCAGGAGAACAUUCUCAACAACAGGCCAUGGACCAACGAGUGAGUCAGUGAGGCCACAGGAGCGAGGCGGGCUGCCUGCUUGCAGGUGAUGGGAGAUCUGUGAUGCGUGUGUGUGCGUGUUUGUGUCAGUGUGCUGUAUUUCAAGAAGUGCCGCAUCACGGCUGUCGCCCUGAUCAAGAUGGUCGGCACCUACAAAGAGGGAAUGGGGACGCUCCUGACAUCUGUGUGUGUUGUGUGUUGUGUGCAGGUGAUGCAUGCCCGGAGCGGCGGUCGUCUGGAGAUUAUGGGUCUGAUGCAGGGCAAGAUCAUCAAAGACGCAUUCGUCAUCAUGGACGCAUUCGCACUUCCCGUCGAAGUAACCAAGCACAGCACCCCCAAGGCCACCCACCCAUCUACACACACAUCACGAGGCUUGCUGAUUGCUUGCAGGGCACUGAGACUCGUGUGAAUGCCGGCGCUGGUGCCAACGAGUACAUGGUCAACUAUCAAGAGGUCUCGGAAAUGGUAACCUAACCUGGAUCAUGAGAAGCACUCACUGCACAGUGGGGGGGAGCACUGGUAUGCACGUGUCUGUCCGGGUAAUGCUGCCUUUCUCUCUCUCUCUCUCUCUCUCUGUGUGUGUGUGUGUGUGUGUGUGUGUGUGUGUCAGGUUGGUCGCAUGGAGAACAUAGUGGGCUGGUACCACAGCCACCCUGGGUACUUGGCCAACCAUCACACACACACAGACACACACACACACACAGGGAGGAGAGGAAGAGGCGACACCACCACCACCACCACCAACCACUGUGUGAUGCCUGUGGUGUGUGUAGGUAUGGGUGUUGGCUGAGCGGCAUCGACUGUCAGACCCAGAUGCUCUACCAGCAGCACCAGGAGCCAUUCGUCGCUGUCGUGGUCAGCAUCCAGCAAACCACAAACAGACAAACACACACGCGCAAGAGAAGCCACACUGAUGCUCACGUGUGGCGUGUUUUGUUGUGUUGUGUGUGGUCAUGUCAGGUGGAUCCCAUUCGAACAUGCGCUUCGGGCGCAGUGGACGUCAGACAGACAGACACCGAAUCACACAUUGGUGUGGUUGCCCUUCUCUGUCUGUGUGGUCGUGUGGCUGGCGUGUGUGUCAACCAAUAUAGAUUGGUGCGUUCCGCUGCUACCCGAGUGGAUACACGCCGCCGGAGGACGGGCCCAGCGAUUUCCAGCCCAUCCCGCUGCACAAAAUCGAAGACUUCGGACUGCACUGGAAACAGUAAGUACGUAGGUGGACAGACAAUGAUUGAUGGUGCAGUGCAGUCAGUGAGGCAGACAGACAGACAGAGAGGCUGACACACAACACAUCGGUGUGUGUGUGUGUUGUGGUGUGUGUUGGUUGUGUGGUAGGUAUUACCCGUUGCAGAUAGAGGUGUUCAAGUCGUCUCUGGACGCCAAGCUGCUGGACCUGCUGUGGUCCAACUACUGGGCCUCCACACUCGCAUCCUCGCCGCUGCUCAACGUACUGUACCCACACCAACACACCGACACACCCACACACAGCCAAACCAUCCAUAUCACACAGCCAAGUUUACCAUAUCACAAGGCCUCCCACGUGUGUGUGUGUGUGUGUGUGUGUGUGUCAGAACAAGGAGUACUACAACUCGUUGGUGCAGGACGUGGCCGACAAACUCGCCAAAGCGGAGACCACACUCUCAAGCAAACAGUCAGCUCAGCCAGCACAGCCACACACGUGAUGUACCCGACCGACCGGCACACCGCGGUGUGUGCGUGUGUUGUGUGUGUGUGUAAAGGUACGGUGGUCAGAUUAUGGGUGGUAGCGGCAGCAAGAAGAAUCAGGGCGAGGCCGACCUCACAGAAGUCGCCAAGCUCAGGUACGUGCGUGGGUGGACACAUCAAUGAGUGGACGGAUGGAUGGACACGCACCUGACAUCAGGGAUGUGUGUGUCCCUGCCUGCCUGUCUCCCUCUCUGUGCGUGUGUCUGUCUGCAGUGCCCGUGCGUCGUCUGAGCAGCUCAAGGGACUCGCCAACCAAGUCAUCAAGGCAAGUCGUCACACACAACACACACACAGCGCAGUCAGAUCUAUACCAACACACACGCCACAAGGGACUGCUCUGCUGAUCAUUCAUGUGUGAGCUCUAUGUCGGUCGGUCUGUAUGGGUGCGUGUGCAGGAUCUGCUGUUCAACCAGGCCCUCCGCUCAUCGCCCGGCCAGUGCGGCCGUCACCGCAGCGACGUGUCGACGGCCGCCGCCUCGUCCAUCAUGACCAACGGCGUCACCGCAAUGGCCACCGACCCACCCGCUGCUGCUGCUGCCGCUGCUGCUCCUGCUGGUGGUGGCAACCGACCCGCACCCAUGGACACCUCUACCUAGCGCUAGCGGUCAUGUCAUGGGGAGCUCCCGGCCAACACACACAGAGAGGUGGACAGGGCGAUGCACGGAGUGUGGUUGUGCAGACAGAGGCGAGAGAGAGAGAGACGGGACGUGUGGCAGUGACUGGUUUGUUUGAUUCGAUGAGUGAGGUGUUUCCAUUCCCACCCACUCGACGUGACGUGUGUACUUUAGAACGAAACGACGGCAGACCCGACUGCAUCCAUGUGUGUGUGUGUGUGAAUCCCUUUAUAUAUCUCAACGACAUUUGACUGAU